Molecule: messenger RNA, 1140 nt
Organism: Myxocyprinus asiaticus (Chinese sucker)
Lineage: Eukaryota; Metazoa; Chordata; Actinopteri; Cypriniformes; Catostomidae
Exons: 2
Coding region: 196-909 (237 amino acids)
Source: RefSeq, a predicted model, not a curated record
GUUUCUGUUUCCCAACUAUUGAGCUUAACGUCUGCAUUACUGUUGCUACAGAAGGCAGCGGCACACCGGAAAUUCCUGCUAAAACAAUGAAUAUGUGAAGACUGUCAAAGAGGAACAGUUACCUUUAAGUGUUUCUUUUGCUCUCCUUCUUUUACUCUACACUGAAAGAAAAGUUGCUGUUUAACAACAACAACCAUGGUCAGAAGAAUAAAAACUAUUUCUGAACUGGAAGGCUCUGGAUUUGGUCGACCUUGUCCCAGACAUGGACUCAAACUCUUGUUCUGGUUUGCUGAUUACUGUAUUUGUUAUUUUAAUGAUGACAUGUUCCUCCAGUGUGACCCAGUGAGGGGAGAUUAUGGAUUUCAUUUUUUUGAGAACAGAAGAAACAAACACAAAGUCAAACUUCUCCCAGAUGUGAAUUUUCCCUACUAUGUGGUCGGCAAUAUGAAUUACCCAGGAGCUGAUAUGCUUCCGGACUAUGUUGUGGAAGACUACACUUAUUGCCGAGAUGACAACAGCAAUGCAGACCGCAUCAUUGUCAGCGUUCAUGAAGGGAACAGGUUUGGGAAAGUUUAUAUGACCACACACAAUGAUCUGUCCAAUUAUGACCCACGUGCCACAUUCCACAUUACCAGAACUCUCCUCAAGAUAAUCAAAUCAUACCUGAAUAUUGAUGACUUUCUGAGGGACACUGGGUAUCAUCCACAGUACCAUGUGGAGAUAUCUAAUCAGCCAGUUUCUCCUUCACCUUUGAGGUAUUAUGACCCAGAUUGUCAUAUUGACAUGGAAUCACCCAAUGUUUCAAACAGCAGUACAGACAUAAUGAUAGAAAAUGAUGCAUCAUCACAAAACUCUGAGAACUUAACCAGGAAGAAGGGAUUGUGUGAACGUUUCUGUACCAUACUUUAAGACAGUUUUUUAUUUGAAACUCAUAGGGUCUGUUCCAAAACCUCACCAUAGGCAUGUCUUAAAAAUAUUAACCUUAUUAUGAUCUUUUUAAUUAAUUGUUCUAAAAUACAAACUUGCUUCACACCAGUCUCUGAUUAACAUGAAAAGUCACUGCUAUUUCUGGUCUAUUUUUGUGUCAAAUAAUGUGAGCUUUGAAUGAUUCUGAAUAAAUUAUUUGUUGUCAAAUUUGUA